AUGUCUACAACAUCGGAAAAGCCCGCCAUCGCCAUCGUCCAAGGUGCUUGGCAUCGCGCAAGCCACUACAAAGGCCUUGUGCAGUCCUUGACCGAUAAGGGCUUCACAGUUCUUCAACCCGACAAUGUCACGGCCGGAAACGAUGAAAACAUCAAAGGAAAAACCCAUCUAGACGAUGUUGAGGCUAUUCGACAUUCUCUCCAGCCAGCCCUUGGUGAAGGCAACCGGAUCGUGUUGGUCUGUCAUAGCUACGGAGGCAUUCCGGGCUCUGCCGCCGUUGAAGGCUAUCAGGUUCAUGAACGGGAGGCAAAGGGUCUUUCUGGGGGUAUUUCGCAUGUUGUUUAUAUCGCAGCGUUUGCUCUACCGGUGAAGGGUCUUUCUCUGUUGUCUGCCGCUGGAGGCCAACAUGGUCCUUUUCUCGAUAGGACGGACGAUAUUUGCUAUCUAAACGACAAAGCCCAAAAUGCCUUCUACAACGAUUGUACUCCCGAAGUAGCCAAGAAGGCAAUCAGCGAAUGUGUCAAUCACAGCACAGCGUCUCUCGAAACACCGGCCGAAUUUGUCGCGACGGAUAUCACUGUGCCCAAGACCUAUGUUGUCUGUGAGAUCGAUAACACUGUUCCUGUGCAGGGACAGUUAGCUAUGGUUGGAGCUAUGGGGGAUGCGGUCAAUGUGGAGAAGAUAGAGGCUGGGCAUUGUCCGUUUCUGAGUGAGAAGACUCUACCUAAGAUUGUGGAGAUUGUCGAGAGGGCUGCGCAGUAA
Molecule: messenger RNA, 762 nt
Organism: Fusarium fujikuroi IMI 58289
Lineage: Eukaryota; Fungi; Ascomycota; Sordariomycetes; Hypocreales; Nectriaceae
Exons: 2
Coding region: 1-762 (253 amino acids)
Source: RefSeq, a predicted model, not a curated record